Phytophthora nicotianae INRA-310 is the source of this 787-nucleotide messenger RNA. RefSeq lists its product as hypothetical. Lineage: Eukaryota; Oomycota; Peronosporomycetes; Peronosporales; Peronosporaceae. The transcript has a single exon. The record is from RefSeq and is a predicted model, not a curated record. The coding region runs from base 148 to 639 and encodes 163 amino acids.
AGUGACUAGGACACUUAUUCUAGGACAGGAUUGUUGGGUACAUUUUGAGUUGCAUUCGUUUUGUCCCUCUUAUCUUCGAUUCUUAUCUGAACACGCCAUUAACAAAUCGGAACGUGUUGCUGCACAAGUGAUUUUUGCGGCAUCGCCAUGUUCGUGACGUCUGCACCGCUUUCGGACGGCGCCAAAUUCAGCGAGGAGGCGGCGGAGAUCGAGCGAUUCCGCGCUCGUCACCGCCGCAUGUGUCGCGGGCAGCAACAGAACGCUUCGACAACUUCAACAACUGAAGCGCUGGACGUCGACGGCGGACGUACACGCAAAAUCUCGGCAAAGUGGCGUCAGAAGCAGCUGCAUCGCAAUCAAAUCGAGGAUGGCGCGUGGCCUCAAUCAGCAGGCACCGAAAUGCACUUAUGCUUCAAUGCGUUCGACUUCUCGUCGUCGCCCGAAGCCUUUUACGAGGAGGAACCAGUUGAGACCACAUCCGAGCCGGUUGAAGAGGAGGAGAAACGUAGAUUGCAUAUGGCUGAGGUGGCGAAGCAAGUGACGGCCAUGGGCUUCAACAGUGCCAGUCUGUGGGAACAGAGCUUCCCGGGUCUUCGACAGCUAUUCGCCAGCUGCCGACUUUCGGGCAGAAUUCCGUGAUGCAGAGUCCCCAGUGCAAUACACUGCACAUGACAUCGAGCAGCAAGCGCUGUAACAACCACGACACCAUGCGUAGAGUUGAGAAAAUGUUAGUAGAAUAGUAAAUGAAUAAUACUCUAAAUCCCACAAGUAAGUUUGAAUUUUACGU